This is a messenger RNA of Monodelphis domestica (gray short-tailed opossum), 10418 nucleotides long. It is a transcript of the gene BRAF, whose product is annotated as B-Raf proto-oncogene, serine/threonine kinase. The record is from RefSeq and is a predicted model, not a curated record. Gene Ontology annotation, molecular function: ATP binding; MAP kinase kinase kinase activity. Gene Ontology annotation, biological process: protein phosphorylation; MAPK cascade. Gene Ontology annotation, cellular component: cytosol; mitochondrion; plasma membrane. NCBI's taxonomy places the organism in Eukaryota, Metazoa, Chordata, Mammalia, Didelphimorphia, Didelphidae.
AAGCGCUCUCACCUUCUUCCCCGCCCAGAUUCGUGCUCUCCUCCUUCCCGCUUUCCCUUCUUUAUCUUCCGCACUCCCCCCCUCCCGUUCCCAAGGCCUCGCGCGCGCGCGCGAUUGCGCGCUCACCACAAGUCAUACACAUUCACUCCCCCCCCCUCCCAGGGCCCCGCCCCCGCUCUCCUCCUCCUCCCCUUUUUUCUCCCCUCCCCCUCCCCGCCCAGCCGCGGUCGCUCGGGUUCCAGCUCUUGGUUACAAGAUGGCGGCGCUGAGCGGCGGCGGCGGUGGCGGAGGCGGCGCAGAGCAGGGCCCCAUUCUCUUCAACGGGGAUAUGGAUCCCGAGGCUGGCGCCGGCUCGGCCUCCUCCGCUGAGCCGGCCAUCCCCGAGGAGGUGUGGAAUAUCAAACAAAUGAUUAAAUUAACACAGGAACACAUAGAGGCCCUAUUGGACAAAUUUGGAGGGGAACAUAAUCCACCAUCAAUCUAUCUGGAGGCCUAUGAAGAAUACACCAGCAAGCUAGAUGCACUUCAACAACGUGAACAACAAUUAUUAGAGUCCAUGGGGAAUGGAACUGAUUUUUCUGUUUCUAGCUCAGCUUCAACAGACACAGUUACAUCAUCUUCCUCUUCUAGCCUUUCAGUGGCACCUUCAUCUCUUGCAGUUUUUCAGAAUCCCACAGAUGUGUCAAGAAGCAACCCUAAGUCACCACAGAAACCAAUUGUUAGAGUCUUCCUCCCCAACAAACAGAGGACUGUGGUACCAGCAAGAUGUGGAGUGACAGUCCGAGAUAGUCUAAAGAAGGCAUUGAUGAUGAGAGGCCUGAUCCCAGAAUGUUGUGCUGUGUACAGAAGACAGGAUGGAGAGAAGAAGCCUAUUGGCUGGGACACUGAUAUUUCCUGGCUUACUGGAGAAGAACUGCAUGUAGAAGUUUUGGAGAAUGUUCCCCUAACGACACACAAUUUUGUACGGAAGACAUUUUUCACUUUAGCAUUCUGUGACUUUUGUCGAAAGCUGCUUUUCCAAGGUUUCCGCUGUCAGACAUGCGGUUACAAAUUUCACCAACGCUGUAGCACAGAGGUUCCAUUGAUGUGUGUUAAUUAUGAUCAGCUUGAUUUGCUGUUUGUCUCCAAGUUCUUUGAACACCACCCAAUACCGCAGGAGGAGGCCUCCUUAGGAGAGACCACCCUUACGUCGGGAUCAUCCCCUUCAGCACCCCCCUCAGAUUCUAUUGGGCCUCCAGUUCUUACCAGUCCAUCGCCUUCAAAAUCCAUUCCAAUCCCACAGCCCUUUCGACCAGCAGAUGAAGAUCAUCGGAACCAAUUUGGACAACGUGACCGGUCUUCGUCAGCUCCCAAUGUGCAUAUAAACACAAUAGAGCCUGUCAAUAUUGAUGACUUGAUUAGAGACCAAGGGUUACGGGGUGAUGGAGCCCCUUUGAACCAACUGAUGCGCUGUCUUCGGAAAUACCAAUCCCGGACUCCCAGUCCCCUCCUACAUUCUGUCCCCAGUGAAAUAGUGUUUGAUUUUGAGCCUGGCCCAGUGUUCAGAGGGUCAACCACAGGCUUGUCUGCCACCCCUCCUGCUUCCUUGCCUGGAUCUCUAACUAAUGUGAAAGCAUUACAGAAAUCUCCAGGACCUCAGCGUGAGAGAAAAUCUUCAUCAUCUUCUGAAGACAGGAAUAGAAUGAAAACCCUUGGUCGACGGGACUCAAGUGAUGAUUGGGAGAUUCCAGAUGGUCAGAUCACAGUUGGACAAAGGAUAGGAUCAGGAUCAUUUGGAACAGUCUAUAAGGGGAAAUGGCAUGGUGAUGUAGCUGUGAAAAUGUUGAAUGUGACAGCACCCACACCUCAGCAGUUACAGGCCUUCAAAAAUGAAGUAGGAGUGCUCAGGAAAACACGACAUGUUAAUAUCCUACUCUUUAUGGGUUAUUCAACAAAACCACAGCUAGCCAUUGUGACACAGUGGUGUGAAGGCUCCAGUUUAUAUCACCAUCUACAUAUCAUUGAGACCAAAUUUGAGAUGAUCAAACUAAUAGAUAUUGCACGGCAAACAGCACAAGGCAUGGAUUAUUUACAUGCCAAGUCAAUCAUCCACAGAGACCUCAAGAGUAAUAAUAUAUUUCUUCAUGAAGACCUCACAGUAAAAAUAGGAGAUUUUGGUCUGGCUACAGUGAAAUCUCGGUGGAGUGGCUCCCAUCAGUUUGAACAGUUGUCUGGAUCCAUCUUAUGGAUGGCACCAGAGGUCAUUAGAAUGCAAGAUAAAAACCCAUAUAGCUUUCAAUCAGAUGUAUAUGCAUUUGGGAUUGUUCUGUAUGAGUUGAUGACUGGACAGUUACCUUACUCAAACAUCAACAACAGGGACCAGAUAAUUUUUAUGGUGGGGCGAGGAUACCUGUCUCCAGAUCUCAGCAAGGUGCGGAGUAACUGUCCAAAAGCCAUGAAACGGUUAAUGGCAGAGUGCCUGAAGAAGAAGAGGGAUGAGAGGCCACUUUUUCCGCAGAUUCUUGCCUCCAUUGAACUUCUGGCCCGCUCAUUGCCAAAAAUUCACCGCAGUGCAUCUGAACCCUCAUUGAAUCGGGCUGGCUUCCAAACGGAGGAUUUUAGUCUGUAUGCUUGUGCUUCUCCAAAAACGCCCAUCCAGGCAGGGGGAUAUGGAGAAUUUGCCGCCUUCAAGUAGCCACACCAUCAUGGCAGCAUCUACUCUUAUUAUUUCUUAAGUCUUGUGUUCCUACAGUUUCUUAACAUCAAAACUCAGUUCUGUUCCUCAAAACCUUUUUUAAAGAUACAGAAAUUUCAGUGCAUAAGCUAGAGUGGAACAGAAUGAAUUUUUCCCCUCCAACAAAAGAGGGAAGACUAUUUUAGGAACCAGAACUCUGGGCUGCCAGUGUUUCUUCUUCAACACAGACACCACGUGCACUAACCACGCCUGCCCACUCCCAGGAAGAGAGAGGAGAGACCGUGCAUUCUGACCUUUGGGGGUUCAGGCAGGAUGGGAAGGAACUGCUGCUACGGCUUGGGAGAUUGGCUAUGGAAAGUCUGCAGAUCAACUUUUCUCCUUCUAACUACCUGGCCAAUAAAUGGCAGAUCAUCUGAUGGGGCAAUUCCAAUCACAAGAAUCAUUCCUUUUUCUUUUCUGGGAUUUUGUUAUGGGGUUUUUUCCCUCCCUUCCUGGUGUACCUUCUAAGAGCUGGAACAAAAAUGCAGUAUAGCCCUUUCAGUGUUAUGUGUGUCCAAUAUUCAUCCAUAUUUUCAAAUUUAUCCCCCCAAAAAAAGAUUAUUUUUAUUGGAAAGAGGAACAAGGACAUUGUACAACUGGGUCAAGAGAAAAAGGGAAUACAGCAUCUUUUUUCCAGAUCUAUUCUAUCUCUCUUCUUUAAUUUCCUUUCCAAACUCUGGUGUGUGACUCAUUGAGGGUGCCUUCUAAGCAGGCUGGAAUGCAUUGACACACACUGGGUCUUUCUCAUUGAUCCAGCAACCAAGAAAUGCUUGUAUGUCUUUUUAUAAUAAACCAGGUCUUCAGUGUAUAUUUCCAUUGGGACAAUACAAUAAAUUUGUUUUUAAGAUCUAUCAAUCAGCAAAUAUUUAUUGAGUGCCUGUUGUGUGCAAGGCACAAGAUACCACUGUGGUAUGUGACUGCAAUUGCUAAAAAUUAUUUGAUAAAGGGCCAUAGUUGGGUUUUUUUAAAAAGAGGUUUUUUAAUUGAAAAUUAAGGUACAUAUUUAACACAGAGUACCUUCCCAAUGUAAAUUAUUAAAUAAUGGAAAAUAAUUCUCAGGUUGAAUUGAGUCACAGUAAAAUAUAAUACCCUCCCCUGAAUCAACUUUCUAAAAAUGGUAUUUGGAGUGUGAAAUGAUUUUUUUAAGAAGGAAAAAAGGGGUGCAAAUUUUUGUUACUUUAUCCUAUGUCCUCGAAUAAGUUUGUAUACAUAUAAGGAAGCUUGUCAUAAUGACAAGAAUUUAUAUCAUUUUUAUUAAUGGUUCUGACUGGAUCCAUACUAAUAUCUUGUUUCAUUUCUUCCCACUUACUCUCUUUUACUCUGCCCACUUUUCUCCUUUAUCUAGUUUGCAACCUAAAAUAAAAAUGGUGGUAUGUGCAUUAAUUUUCCUUCUUCUUUUCUUCUCAAGCCUGGUAUUCAAAAGGUUGGUAACUUUGGAACUAAGUUUCUCAGGGAGCAUAUAGAGUCACAAAUGAUGAUGGGAGAAAUUAGCAGGAGGGUGUUUUGAUGUGCUCAGUUUGCAGAAUUUUGAUGCUAGACAUCAGUUAUUUUUUAGAGGUUGAUGCUAAUUAGGUUAGAUAGCUCAUUACCCUAUCUUAGCAGAAAGCAAAAAAAUGUCCCUCAGAGCAUCUUUACUUCUUUUACUGAAAGUGAACGCUAAUCAUGACAGUAAGAAGGAAAGUGACCAGAUAUUAAUGGUCAGGUGAAAUUUCUCCAUAUGAUAACAGAAUCUUCGCUUGAAUGGAGGGGGAAAAAAUUAGUUGUGCAAUAGGCUUUAACCAGCAAAACACAAGAGGCCAAGGAUCUGCAUGAAAUUGAGCAGAGCCUAAAAUAAAUCAGGGAACAAGAAAAGCAUACUUUUAUUUCCAAGUCACACUGCUCCUGUAGGCCUAGAUACUUAAACUCCCUGCCAUCAGAUGCAUUUUUCUUUAAACAUUUCUAAAUAGAGAAUAGCCAUCUGAAAGGUUUAUGGACUGGUCUAAAUUUGCCACUAACAAUGUAGGUAAAAAAUCCAGAUAUUCAGGAAUGAAUAAUGAAUUUGAAAUUAAAUGUAUUCUUAUUAUUCCUACAUAUAUAAAAUAGUUAUGUGAUAUAGAAAUGGCCGAGGCUGAGAGUGAUUCAAACUGGCAUGGUUUGCUUGCAUGCGCGUCUGUGUGUGUGUGUGUGUGUGUGUGUGUGGUAUGACCUCUUUUUUUAAAAAUGUGUUUCCUUUGUUUUUUAUUUUUAAUCUGUAAGCUUUGUUGCCACAGAUGCUAGAUAUGGUUGUUUUUCCUCUUAGAUUAUCAUACAAUUUCUUUCCCAAGGUGAAAGUGAGCAACAGUAAGUAUAUUCAGUGCUCCUUUGAAAUAAAUAGAACCUGCUUGGAGUGAUGCUGAAUCUAAGACUACCUCAGCAAGGAAGGAGCUGUUUAUGGAUGAGGCUUAGAAAGUCACAUUUGAGAUUUUACACACUUCAGAGAUGCUGCUUUUUACCUCCCCCCAUCCUCCCUUUCUGGGUUGCCAUCUUAUUUGAAAAGAAAAGGCAAACUUGACUUGUAUAGGCUGGCUUUAAAAUGAAUAUGAAGCCAGAGUUCAUGCUCAGGGUAUUGUUGAGUGAUUUCAGGUUACUUUUUUUUAAAUCCCCUUUUCAUUUCCUUUCUUUUUUAACUAAUUUUUUCCCACUUCUUUCAAUUGCUUUUCUUUUGCUUUAUUAUUUGAUGUUUCAGACUCUAAAUAGACUAGAGCCUUUAAGUUUCUAAGAAAAAUACAAGGAAACAGUCCUUGUUUGUGCAAAGCACUUUAUGAAUAAUGCAAUGUAAAUGCACAUUAUGUAGCUGCUUUAUUAAUGAUCUUUUAAGGUUGUGAUUCUACUGCCUUAUAGUUUGCUUUUCCUAUGGUGGCUGCAGUGCCUUCAUUUUAUUUUUGGUAAAGAUAGAUAAAUAAAAGUUAAAACCUUUUAAAAAACUGGGAACAACUGCAGAGAAUUCCAUUUUCAGUUUGAUCUUCAAAUUCAUUGAUUCUUCAGUAUCCUGAACAUUUUCCAUGGAAAUAAUAUUUUUCAGGACAUUAAUGUCAUGAAGUUUAAUGAAAAAAGAAAGGGGAGGGGAGAAGUAAUCAUCCAUACUUCAUCCCCUUAUAUUAAGGGACUAGAUGUACGACUGGUAAACAAAUUCACUGUCAAAUACUGGUUCCUAAGAAUUCUUUUAUGGCUUUUAUCAGGAACAUGUUAGCAAUUGUUAGUGGGACUUGGAGCACAGGAACUCUUAGCAAUAUGUCUUACAUUUGCAUUGAGAUUUUGAAAAAAAAUUAUAGUGCCAUGUAACUUUAAAAAUAAUAUAUCUUCAGUAGUAUGCUCUUUCUGAAAUCCUGGGAACAAUUUCUCCAGCCCAGUCUGGGCAUCCACAAAUAGGACAUGGCACUCUCUUUUUGACACAUUUCUAAAAACUACUGCUGUAAGUCCCUUUGCAGAUCUCGUCCAUUUCCAUCUUUUAUUUUCAUCUCAGUGCUUGAUGCCAACAGGAUAUCAUAGAAAUGGAGAAGAUGAAGAAAAGAUAAUGGCUGUAGUUCAGAACAUGUUGAUAGUAUCAGAAAAUUCAUUGAUGUGUUCAUUCAGGUGAUCCCCUCCCUUUGUGAAGUAAGAAGUUAUUUUAAUUCUGUGAGGCCAAGACUGUCCUGAUUAGAGUGAAGAUUUAAGUUUUAUGUGAAUGUUUAGAUAAUGCAUUCCUUUUUUGAUCUCAGAAGAGAUAUAGUACACACUUUAGCACUAAAACUAUUGAAAAGAUGUGUAGAUAACAUCCAUUGAAAAUGGUGCUAGAAUGGCACCAAGGAAGGCCUGAUCUGUUUGGGUACUGCAUUUUGAUACUCUUACCCUUAAAUCUAUUGUAUGAAAGGUAAAAAAGAAGGAAAGGGAAUAGUCAUUUAUUAAGCGCCUACUAUGACGGGCACUGUGUAAUAAUAAUAAAUGAAAUGGUGUGGUAUGACUUUAUUAACACUGAUUUGAUUCAGGAAGAUGACUUACCAGAAGCACAAAUUCUAUGUUAGCUUCAGUGAAGUGUUCCCUAAAUUGUUACAUGCACAGAAAAAAAUGUAAAUAAAUCUUCAUCAGAUAUUAUACAGCUUUUGACCAAGAUAAGCCCGCUGAGCCAUGAGAGCAGGUUUUGUAGCUAUUUGUUCUGGAAAACCUUAUUUUUCCAAAUUGCCAUUUUAGCAGCUAGCAAGUCAGCACCUUGAGAAUGAUAAAUGGAUAUAAAUUUUUGGCAAUGGAAGACUUUUUAAGAAACCAGCUAGAGAUACUAAAGGGACAAAAGCGAACUAGUAAAUGAAAAAUAAAUAUUCUUGAUGUUCAAUUAAAACCUCCAUUUAAGGCCCUAAGAUGACACUGUGCAUGUGAGGUUCAAGUACUUACCUUUACAAUUUUUGCCAAAUGAUCUCACCGUGCCUUUGUGAUGCAAUAAAAGCUAAAAUAUAGCAGAAAUAGUCUUUCAUGAAAGUAGUGACUGGUUUGAUUUGCUGUUCUUUGUUAUUUGGAGAAAACAGCAAGGACCUCAUCCCCCUCCCAAAAAAGCAUCUUUAGAUUUUGUAACCUAAACCAGAGAUUAAAAUGAGAGAGCCCGCUAAUGGACUUUUGAAUACAAAAAAAAAGUUGAGUUUUUUAAUUUUUUAAAUAGAACCGUUAGAUUAAAAGUAGAGUUGUGGCAUUUGGGAAGAAAUUAUAUAUUCCUUUUCCUUCAGCCACUAAAGCGUGAAUAUUUUGCACACUAGAAAUGUUAUUGAAUGGAUAUUUGAGGAGAAAUGAAAUUAGUUAGGAUUCUCCAUUCUUGGUGACCAGAUAUAUAUAUGAGCUUUCUGCACAGUCUUUGGGAAAAUGAAAAGGUAUGAUAUGGGACAGCAUUUUAAUGCUGACCAUUUUUAGACUACUGCUGCAGCUGAUAGAAUAUUCCACCUGAUGUCUAAAUUUUAUAAAGCCACCUGGUCCAUAUAAGUGGCACAGAAAACUACACCACCAGAUAGCGAGCUCCCUCUUGGAAUUCAGCCCCUACAGAACUCCACAAACUCGAUAGGACUAUGUUGCUAAUCUGUAUAAUCUGUGAGAGCCAGAUGGGAAGGAGCUUUCCUUUAGGGGCGAAAUGGUGGCAGUACAUUGAAAAAGCAAAGGCCUUCGACGGGUGAAUAAGAUUGGGCAGCAUGGUUGAAUUUCUUAAAUCCUUCUUCCCCCUCUCUACCCAAACUCUUCUUCCCUUCUCCCCACUCCCAAUAAACCAAGAUAAAAGAAUCUACAACAUACUUCUUGGUUACUGGGUUCUUCAUUAGAACCCCUUCUUAACACAUUUUAUAUAGAAUGGUAGCCUGUCUGAUUUUAGCAGCAAUGGUAUACAACUUGACGAGAGUAUAAUGGCACAACCCUCGUGUUCAUUUUCCCAUUUUUAGCUUCAGUAGCAUUUUCAGUACUGAUGUAGUUUGUGAUGUAUCAGCACCGAUUACUAUGUUCUUUUCCUCUUCAAACAUAAGUCCCUGCCAGAUACCAGCCCACACACACACACAUGCACACACACAAACACAACUUUGGCAGAGACAAAUCUAGUCCACAAUGUUGUCAGUUAUAGUAAAAAGUAAUAGCAAAUCCUCUAAGGAGUAUUGAAGAAGUUAAGCAGGACAGAGAUUUAGCUUUCAGUUCAGGAUUGCGGGGGGGGGGGGGAUAAUCAUUUGUUCCCCAUCUCAGAAAAGACAUGAGGAAAGCGGAGUCUUUUAAUAAAUGCACAACUAUUACAGUGGUCAGCUUAGGUCUGUGUUUUGUAUUAACUGUUGGUUAAAUAAAAUGGUUUGUGGGUUUUGUUGUCUUUUAACUCUUUGACUGUCAUAAUAGUCAAAGUGCCUAUGGAUACAUGCAAGUGUGUUUCCUUUCUCUCUUUUUUUUUGUGAUGUCGGAUGUGAUCUUUUUGUUUUAUGUGUGUUUUGUUUCUUUUAAAGAAAUAACUUUUUGUAGAACUCUUUGCCAAUAAACAAUGAAAUAUCUGUAUCACUGUCAAGAGAAAGAUUUGUUCCAAAAAUCUGAUCUACCUUGGCAGGCUGUACACCUUGUCCGGUCCACGUUGCCUGUCUCUUCUGUUUCAAACAUAGUUGAAUUGAGAAUCAGGCAUGAAAGUUGCAUCGGAUAUAGAGAACACAGCAAAGGAGCAUCUUUCCUUUUAUAUUGAGAGGAAGGGUGAAGUUGGGGUUGGGAGUGUUUUGACUAAUAUUUGGUGUUAUGUUUAUAUAUGUUAAGCCCUGGAUGGUGUGGGUGUGUGUGUGUGUGUGUGUGUGUGUGUGUGUGUGUGUGUGUGUACACAUGAAACUUAGAAGUUUCGGAAUAGCUUAAGCAUUGAAAUUCAGUCUGGGCACAAAUGUAUGAAAAAUGGACCAAACUUGGGUGGUGAGCAAGGGGGAGUGGGGAGGGAAGAGUUACAGGAACAGGGGAGAUAGUGAUACGGGUGGGAAACAAGUUAUAAUUACCUAAAAUCUAAGAGUGCAAUAAAUGUGCUUUUUAUUCAAAACUGUGAAGUUUUUUAAAAAUCCUACAAAAUACAUCAAUCCUUCCUGAUCCCUUUGUGUGCCCCUUACCUGAUUGAAACCAGCUAUUUAAACUUAAGCCUUUUUGUUCUCGUUCAUUUUUAACAAAUGUCCGACCUACGUGUCUUAUUAUUUUCAUGUCCUAUCAUCAGUUUAUAUACUUGUACAUAUAUAAGCUACUUUUUACAUCAUUUGGGAACUUAUUAGGUCCUCAGUGUGUCCCUUUGUUCUACCAUGUAACACGAUCUGAUGGUCACAUUUGAGCUCCAGUAACACUAUCUAGAUUUGAAGGAUAAAAUCUCGGUGAUGUGUGUAUGUGAUGAUCUUCUUUGUCAGUUUGCACACUUUGUCCUCCUCCUCUUUGCCUCCCCUCUGUCUGACUGAGCUGUUGCUCCCAGAAGGGUUCACAACUGAUCUUUUUCCCCAUGGGGGUGAAUUUGAGUCCACUCUUCUGUUGACAUUUUCCCUGGUGCGUCACAGUAGUUUUGCUAAAAAGAUAAGUUGUGGUUACUAUUUGGCUUGAACAGAGUACAAGAGAGAUCUUCCUUUGUUAUAUAUAUCCUGGAUUGAGGACUGCUCUACUAGGGAAAAGAAGGGGAAGUCUUCAUUGCAGGGAACUUCCUGCCCCAUGUCACUCUAAAUUCGGUAGUAGUACAUGCAAGCCUUCUCUACCAUGUUACUGCCAAAGUCUCAAAAGGGUUCCAUGGAGUUUAUAGGCAGUGAAAGGUUUGGGUCUUUUAAUAAUUAUUCAUAAGGAUCUAUCUCUGCUUUUGCAGAAAUGAUAAAGAAUAAUUUUUAUUUAACUUUUUUCAAGUCACUAAAAAAAUCUCAGAUUGGUGACAUUCCCCUCCUAUCCUCUUGUUCAUGGAGUGAUUGCUUGUUCAAAUUACUUUUCUUGGAUUCCCACUCCCUUUCCUUUUAUCUGGGUCCCCUUUCCUACUCAGGUCCCUUCAUUUGUACCUUGGAGUUUUUUCUCAUGUAAAUUUAUACAAUGGGAAAUAUUGUUCAGUUGGCUAGAGAGCAUGGAGAUUUAAAGCAACAAAACAACUGAAAUUCAGAUUGAGGAAAAUUAUUUCUGUGUAAAGUUAUUUAAAGAACUCUGUAUUAUAUAAAAGGCAAAAAGUUCUAUGUACUUGAUGUGAAUAUGAGAAUACUGCUAUAAUAAAGAUUGACUGCAUGGA